This is a messenger RNA of Dovyalis caffra, 1200 nucleotides long. The record is from the annotation of a GenBank genome assembly. NCBI's taxonomy places the organism in Eukaryota, Viridiplantae, Streptophyta, Magnoliopsida, Malpighiales, Salicaceae.
AUGGAAAAAGAUUCAUUCAGGAGCAACAAUAAUGGUAGCCCGAGCAAUAACACCACCAAUAAUAGUGCCCAGAGAACCAGUUUAGAUCCCAAUAGGCAAACGACGUCGUCUGAUUUUGUCUUGCAGUGGGGGAAGCGGAAGCGGAAGCGGCUCAGGUGUAUGAAAGUCCAAGUCAAGGACGUUUCGACCACUCCGGUUCAUAAGACAAUAGUUCGGGUGGACCGUCGGGUUGUUAGAGCUGAUCACAAAGAUACACCUGAUCAUCAGCCAAGAAGUACAAACAACAACAAUAAUACGAGCAAUCAGAUUAACGGAUAUUUUAAUCUCCGUCAACGUCCGUCUCCGCCUCCACCGCCGCCGCCGCCGCCUCAGCGGAUUUUAAGGGAAAUUUUGCGCUUGUGUGGGUGUGUUGAUCAUGUGAGGUUGUUGGGACGUGGUGGGGGGAAUAUGGAUCAGGAGAAUGGAGUAUGUGUAAAAUGUCACACAGUCUUCAUGGAAAGUACUGGUGCUGUUGAGAGGUUCAAGCUGCGGCGUUUUCUUAAAUGCACCAAUGUUGUGACAUCUCUAAGGGAUAAGGGUCUGUGUCUGAUAUGCCUUUUUUUAGGUGGAGUGGAGAUGGCUGUUCUGGGAACGGAUAAGGCCACACAUCGCUGGUGGGGGCAUGUGUAUGGCUCAGAAGUAGAUCUCAUGGUAAGGAAUUCAGAGAAUUCAAGUGCCAUGAGAGGAGGCCAAAUUUAUGGUGGUGGUUUGAGAAGGGUUGCUUCACCGGACAAGGGUGCGCACGAUAAGAGAGGCAACAAUAACCACCACCACCACAACAGCAGCAACAACCAUGAGAAUCACAACCAUAAUAACAAAUCAGUGGCAUCUUCGGAUAGCAAGAAAGGAGGAGGGUCGUCCUCUGGGGGAAGUGGAGAAGCACCACCGCCACCAGAACCACCAGUUUGGCCCCCAAAGUUUGUUAUCUCGUUAACUAAUAAAGAGAAAGAAGAAGAUUUCUUUGCCUUUAAAGGGUCUAAGUUGCCUCAAAGACCCAAAAAGAGAGCCAAGUUCAUUCAACGCACCCUCAAUCUUGUGAGUCCCGGGGCAUGGCUGUGUGAUUUGACACUAGAACGGUAUGAAGUGAGAGAGAAGAAGAUCACCAAGAAGAGACCGAGAGGGUUGAAGGCCAUGGGAAAUAUGGACUCUGACUCUGAAUAG